Choloepus didactylus (southern two-toed sloth) is the source of this 924-nucleotide messenger RNA. It is a transcript of the gene CYSTM1, whose product is annotated as cysteine rich transmembrane module containing 1. Lineage: Eukaryota; Metazoa; Chordata; Mammalia; Pilosa; Megalonychidae. The transcript has 3 exons. The record is from RefSeq and is a predicted model, not a curated record. The coding region runs from base 521 to 832 and encodes 103 amino acids. Gene Ontology annotation, cellular component: extracellular exosome.
CCCGGCGGAUCCGAAGCCAGCCAAGCUGGUCCCAAGGAGGGAGUGAGGCGCGGGCAGAGGUUGUGGGUAGCUAUGUGCGCGCGCCCGACCUCCCCAGAGGUUGCCCCGAGAGCCGGCGCUCCGGGCUGAAGCGGGGGCGCGCGCAACUUCUGGAGCGCGGGUGGGGGGGUAGCCCUGGGAGCCCAGGAAGGGGCUGCCUCUCGCCGGAAGCUCACCCCGGUUUCCCGAGGCUGCUCCUCCUGCUUCUCGGUGGUCGUGCGGCUGGCGGAGGCCGGUGAGGCUACCGCGUCGCCCGCCAGCUCUCUCGCCGUGGACUAAGCGGCUCCGGGACUAAGCGUUUCCGCUGGUUUCCCCUCGCCGGGAGUCGGUGGCCAUUGAGCGGGACUCGCCACACCCUGUCUCGGGGGACGUCUGCGAGAGACUCUGGCUUUCUUCGCCUUAGGUUGCGAUUUCUGUGGCGCUGCCGAGGGCCUACUACGUGCUCUGUGAGGGGGCUGCUGGGUACAGUCUGCAGCCCCUGAUGAACCCAGGAAACCCUCCACCAUAUUCGGGCCCUGGUCCGACGGCCCCAUACCCACCUUACCCACAACCACCAAUGGGGCCUGGGUCCUACCCUCCAGGGCCUGCGGGUGAACCCUAUCCACCUCCUCAGGGGUACCCUUACCAAGGAUACCCACAGUACGGCUGGCAGGGCGGACCUCAGGAGCCUCCUAAAACUACAGUGUACGUGAUGGAGCGGGAAAGGAAGACGACCGACUCUGGGUGUCAGGCAGUCCUGGCCGCCUGCUGGACUGCUCUCUGCUGCUGCUGCCUCCUGGACAGCUUGGAUUGAGCAGCCAAGACCCAAGUUUUCUGCGUGGCCUCCAAGUGCUCCAGACAGGCCGCUACCUCCUGUUACUGGAAUAAACAACUACUGCUGUACAA